Planococcus citri (citrus mealybug) is the source of this 1376-nucleotide messenger RNA. RefSeq names its product deubiquitinase OTUD6B. Bases 110 to 1012 code for a protein of 300 amino acids. Gene Ontology annotation, molecular function: cysteine-type deubiquitinase activity. NCBI's taxonomy places the organism in Eukaryota, Metazoa, Arthropoda, Insecta, Hemiptera, Pseudococcidae. Gene Ontology annotation, biological process: protein deubiquitination. The record is from RefSeq and is a predicted model, not a curated record. The transcript is spliced from 5 exons.
UUGUUGAAAUUUUUUUGACUUCGUUGUCCAAAAUAAUCAAAAAAGCUUGAAAAUUCUCGAUUUUUUCCGAAAACUUUAGAAAUAAUCGCGAUAAAAAGUUGUAUUUGCAAUGGAGAACAAUGCCGAAGAAGAUUACGAAGAACUUUUACAACGACACCGAAAAGAAAAAAAGGAGCUACAAGGUAAACUUCAAGCAUUAAAGAAAUCCGCAUCGAAAGGAGAUAAAAAACGUAAGAAAGAAGUUACCGAAGAGAUAGCUCGUUUGGAAGCCGAAACCAUUAAAAGACAAGAGGAUGAAAUUGCUGCAUUUAAAUCAAAGAACGACAUGGACGAUAAAUCACAAAACGGCGAUGAUAUUUCCGAAGAUAUGGAAAAUUUAGCUAUUAACGGAGCUUCGCAGUCGCAAAGAAUUAGUAAAGCUCAGAAAAGACGCAAUCGUAAAACUACUCAGCUUAAAGAUCGCGAAUUACGUAUUUUAGAGCAAGAUCAAACUAAUCUGAAUGGCGCUCGUCAUUUAGAAACGGAAGAAAUCAAACGUCUAUUAAAGGAGAAAGGUUUAAUGAUAUGUGAAAUACCAUCGGAUGGUAACUGUCUUUAUAACGCCAUAAUUCACCGUGUCAAAGAAUUGGACGGUAAAAGUCCCACUUUAUUGGAAUUACGUUCAAGUACUGCUAGCUUUCUUCGCGAAAAUAGAGUAGAUUUUCUUCCAUAUUUAAGCCAUCCAGAUACCGGAAAUAUGCUAACCGAGUCCCAGUACAGCGAAUACUGUGAUCAAGUAGCCGACACCACUGCCUGGGGAGGAGAAAUUGAGCUACGUGCACUUUCCCAUGUUUUGAAACGUCCUAUCGAAGUUAUUCAAGCUAAAGGUCCUGCCGUUGUCGUUGGAAAUGAAUACGAAUCGAAUGGAUCGUCUGCUGUUACAUUAACCUACCACAGACACAUGUACGGAUUAGGCGAACAUUACAAUUCGGUAACUCAGUUCAAAGAUGAAAAUGAAGACGAAUUUAGCUGAAAUGGAAAUAACAUUCGAUCGCGUACUAGUCACAUGAACUGGAAAUUUUUAUUUAUAAAUCUUAGAAUUUUAAUUAAUUAUUUAUUAGGCGUACUGCAAUGUUUAAAUAUUCGAUAUGAAAGUACCAGUUUGCUUUUUUUUUGCAAAUUACGAAAUGGCGAUAAAGGAUUUUAGUUCACGUUACAAUAAUUAUGCAACAAUAUGUUAACGUUUUAUAUUGUUAACGGUUUUUGUUACUUAUAAUGUAUUUGUGAAUUACGAAAUGUUAAUUAAUUCCGUAUUUUUGUUUCGUUUCUUGCAUUUUUUUUAUCGCGCCACUAUUUAUUUAUUUAUUUUUUCAAGAAAUAUAUAAAUUUGUAGUUAA